AUGGAGCGCCGGGUCGACCAGCUGACCGGGGCCCACUUGGCCUCCGGGUUGAGGGAGCAGCGGGUCGAUCAGCCGGCCGGGGCACACUUGGCCUCCACAUUGAGGGAGCGGCAGGUCUACCAGCCGGCCAGGGCCCUAUUGGCCUCCAGGUCGAGGGAGUGGCGGGUAACGGCAGGUCGAUCAGCUGGCUGGGGCUCACUUCGCCUCCCGGUCGAGGGAUCUCAGGGUCGACCAGCAGGCCGGGGCGACUUGGCCUAUGGAUUCAUGGAGUGGUGGGUUGACCAGCCCACUGGAGCCCCAUUGCCCUCCGGGUCGAUGGAGCAGCGGGUCGAUCAGCUGGCCAGGACCCACUUGGCCUCUGCCUCGAGGGUGCAGCGGGUCUACCAGCCGGCCGGGGCCCAGUUGGCCUCUGGGUCAAGGUAG
This is a messenger RNA of Rangifer tarandus platyrhynchus (Svalbard reindeer), 423 nucleotides long. The record is from the annotation of a GenBank genome assembly. Lineage: Eukaryota; Metazoa; Chordata; Mammalia; Artiodactyla; Cervidae.